AUGACGAUGGAGGAAGCCGCGCAGGAGGUGCGACGCAUCCUCUGUCAGAAUGAUGUGGGGGAGGCGCUGCACUACCUUUCCACCGUAGCGCGAAGCAUCGAGGCCAACCAGCACGAUCUUCGCGCGGUUAUCGGCAACUCCUAUCGAGAUCUCCUCGGUGCCUGUGAUGGUGUCGUGGGGAUGGAGCGGGACUGUGCAGACAUCCUGACCAUCGAGGAGGCGAUGGAGCGGCUUAGUGCGGCGCGCGAUGUAGACGGCUGCAGCCGUGCCGGGGCGGCGGACUCCCAGCCGCUUCUACCGCCCUCGUGGUUUGCCACACGCCUUCGCCGACAGAGGCGUGUGGUCACGGCAGCACCCACUUCCAUCGCCACCGCUGGCAACAGCAACAACAACAACAAUACUUCGAGCGAUACACCGUCGCACCGGCUUGUGAUGAAAGGGUAUGCCACCACCAGCCGGAGCAGCAGGAGGAGGAGUGAAGGGAAUCGUGGCGCUAACGCCAGUUCGGCGACGAACGGGGACUGUGGCAGGAAUGUCCCGAAUAAGACAGAACUCGACUCGGCGUUGGGGCUGCCCAUAGUGGAGUUGCCUCUGCCGCCCGCGGGGCCAACUUACGCGAAGUCGAAGGGCGCACACCAAAGCGCUGCAGUAGACGGAGAGACGGGCUCAGUUGCUUUCAUUGGCCAGCGGAUGUAUGUGAGCGAUGAAUUGCAGGCAUUGCACCUUGAUUACAUGGCGCUGGAGUCUGCAACGGCCUCGAUGGGGCGAGGUACAGCUGCGGUUGAUGCCGAGCUGUCGAGUCUCCUUGCUAACUCUACCACGCUUGCGUCCUUGUUGCUUCCGACGAACCAACUCGAUGAGCGACAGGACUACCACGACUCGAGUCAUGCGCACCACUCGCCGCAUGACGCCGCCGCAUUGGCUGCUGAAAGCCGAAAGAAACACGAGGAUCUUCUCUGCGCUUUGGAGCGUGAUUUACCUCUGCUCCGUCUUGCGCGUCGUCUGCGCCGAGUGCAGGCGUUUCUUCUCCUCUAUGCAGACGACAACGGCAGCGUACAGUCUUCUAUGUGUAUCGGCGACGCCCCCACUGCAUCAUCCGUCGCGCUUGCCGACGUACGCGGUCAAAGCAUGAUGCGUUCCGCUAAGCAGCCUCCGUCGUGGGUCACUGGCUUUCAGCGACGAGUGACGGCCCUUGAGACGCGACUCGUGAAGCUGAUGCUGCUGCGUCUGCGCCGUGCUGCUGACGAUUACGCGUGGCUUGUAGAGCAGCGGGAUCGACUUGCAGGGCAGAUGCUAAAGGUCGAAACUGAGUCUGAUCUGAGGGACUCCUUUUCAGAGACGAGGACUGUGCGAGCUGCGGAAAAGCGCCAUCUGAUGUAUGUGUGGGUGACGUUUGCUCAGUUUCACGGCGCUCUGCGGGCUCUUCGUGGCUCACCCACGCUUGUGAACGCCCUCGUGGCGUGUGCGCCAGGCGCUGCACUGCCGGGUAAAUCGGGAGUGCGUCCGUCAGGGACACAAGACACGAGGCCUGCUGCAUCGUCGACGGGGAUCGCGUCACUUGAGGGUGCCGUGGAUGCGCUGUACCAGCUGGCUUCACAGGAUGUGCAGUCCAUCGUUUCGGCGGUUGUGGGCACAGCGGCGGCGCCGGUCGCCUCCGCGGCAGUAGGUGAGGUGCUUCCUGGUGUUGCUGAUCCGAGUCGGAUGCUGCUGGCUUUUUUGGCUGUGUUGCUACUGCGUGAGAGCCAACUGAGCGCGGUGCGGUGGACUGCUGUGGCGCCGUCGUUCAUGUCGGACGCACUCCCGAGCUCCAGUGCACAGCCGCAGACCGCGACGUAUUCCUCUUCGCAGCCGUCUUCCUUCCUCCCUGCUAACAGAGGAGGAGGGGGAGGCGGCGAGGGCACGGCCGCGGCCGUGGGCCGCAGAUGGAGCUGCACCAAAUCGGAGGGUGAUGUGACACUGCUGCCACCCACCGCGACGUCCACCAAGACGCGCGUCUUUGCAACGGCCACCCACUUAUCGGCGCUGGGGUUGGUGGCGGCUACAGCGGACCACCCCGCGACUUCCACAACGACACCCGUGGCGGUGGGCGAUGAGACGUCGAACACGGCGUGGGCCUUGCGGUGUUUCUCUGGCCUCUCGUUUCUACUUCGCGCCUUUGCCGACUACGUUGACCUGGUGCAGGCCGCCUCCGCAGAGGUGCCCCCAGCGACAGCGGGGCUUCAUGAGGAGACAGUCGUUCUAUCCCUGCUGCAGCGCGCCUGUGUGGCGGACGAGGAGGCGUCAGGGGAGCCGCGCGAGGUCGCUGGCCAUGUCGCCGGCGCUGUUGCCGGUGCACAGUCGCUCGACGAGUUGCUGCAGUGGCGCUUGCGCAAUGCCUGCGGGAGCGCUGCCGCCAGCGGCGUGCCUGAGGACUCUCCAGGCACCCCCCUCGGCUCCUUCGCCGCGACGGACACUCUCCCGUCAUCUCUUGUGGGCAGAAGCGACACACCGAUGCGCGACUCGGAUGGGAUCGUGGCGGUAAGCGUGGCUCUCGGUGUGGCACCAUCCCAGGCAGGAGCAGUGACUCGGCGGCGUGCGUACGUUGAGCUACUCCGGGCGAGUGUGAACACGGUGGACGAGUUGCAAGCCAGUGUCGCGCCAUCGAUGGCUGUCGGUGAGCGCCCGCUUUCCAGUCGUGCAGACGCCGCAGCAACGGAGGAUACGUCCACCACCUCUGAGGCGGCAGAUCUGGUGCCACUGCUGCGCCUUGUAUGCCAUCAGCUGCUUGCCCCCUGUGUGUCAUCGCUGGUGGUCUUGCUUGCACGUGAUCCAGUGGUACUAGCGGGGCACAGUGAGGGUCAGAGCAGACUGGAUACCACGCCCGCGAUGCAUGAGGCGCGCGAGGCUUUGCGGCAACUACUGCAGGACGGCCUACCGCACCGUUUACUGUCGGGAGCGCGGGGCCCCAGGAUACCAUCUGGUCUCUCCGGCCUUGGGCAAACGUGGGCCACCGUCGACACGGCGCGGUGGUGGGAGCUGGUGGAGCAGACGACCGUGCACGCGGCCCUGCAGCGGUGCGUGACCGUUGCCUUGGAGUCUGUGAGCUUCGUCGAGGUUUGUAUUUCACAGGGCCUAAUAGCCUCAGCCCUGUGCAUGCUACAGGGCAGUGUCGAGGGCAGUGACACUGAGCAUGAGCACCAUGUGAGCAGCGUCAGCGGAGACGGCAACACCUAUCACGGCUUCACUGGCGCAUCAGCGCUAGAGAACACAUGGCCUGCGCUAUUCUCCGUACUCCGCUUGCAUGCGCUCUCGACUGUGGACUCGGCGAGUGGCGCCGGUGUGUCGGGCUCACUUGACGGCUCUGAAAGAGCAAGUCGUGCGGAGACAGGGCAGAGAGGCGUUCCGAGCUUUACUGGGAGUACCACCUUGGCGCCGAUACGCGGACACACUGGACGCCGUGGCGAGAGUGGUGGCCUCUCGUCUGCGAUGGCGGGCAUACGCUGGGCUCGUUUUCGGCCACGGGCAGCGACAGGGACCGCCGGCAGCGCGCACGGGACUCUCCGCGUGACAUCAGGCGAAGGCAUUUUUUCCGAAGAAGGGCUGGAGUGGGGUCGCGCAGCAUGCCGGGCGGCGCGGCUACCUCUGUCAGGGAUGUCUGACACAGUGGACGCGAAGGGGGUGGAGCAGCAGCCGGCGCUGGACGCCGCUGCAGCCAACGCUGGUCUGAGUGCCUCUCAGCAGGCACAACUCGCGGCGAUAUUGAGCGGCAUGCGCGACAUGCUAUUUCCGGACUGGGAGGCGCGUUUUAGUGCUGAGCAGGAGUCAAUGGGCAGCGCUCAACUUUGUGCUCCUCAUAUGAACGGCCACGCUGCCGAGCUGCUGCAUCGGUGUCUGCUAACCCUCGUGGAGGCGGUGCAGGCGCAGACUGCCGCGGUGCAGGCAUCGGCUGGUGAUGGCAGUGCGGGAUCACCACCGUCAACGCUAUCGCCGCCACCGCCGCUGCACAUGCGCAUCGAGCGAUGGUUGAAGGACGCUCUUCACCGUGUAGCGGCGCAGCUGCGCAAUACUGGGACAGGCGCAACCCCCAACGAGACGAACGCGGCUGUGGUGCACAGCUACGAACUGUCGCUGCUCGUGCGGGUGUACUUGGCGGUGCUGCAGGCGCUGCGGAGGGCGGCUCCACCAAGCGAGGAGACACGGUUGCUGCAACUUUGCGCUGAGGCAGAGGAUCUCUACGAGCGGACUCAGGCACCAUGGCAAGCGAUGAUCAUUCAGCUUUAUCGCACGGCCCUCCAGCAGGCAUACACGUCACUUCUGAGGCUGAGAGAGAGCGGAGGCAAGGAGUCAGCGAGCCCUGCAGUGGCUAGCCGUGCCGGCACGACGCUGCGUCGAAUGACACACUUGUACUCGGCUGCAUGGGUUCGCGCACCGAUGGUGGGUGACGCCGCGCCGGGUGACAGCAGUGCCAGCGGGAGUCACGGGAUCGCCUAUCCUGCGCAGCCUACACCCGCCGUCAUGAUGCUAACCCAGACGGUGCUGCGCUACCUCCACCAGGCGCUGUACGGUGUGCCAACUGUGUUUAGUGACUCUCCCGAGCUGUUCAUGCCAUCAUCGAGAACUGAAGCUACGCAUGAUGCCAGUGCCGCCUCCAGGCAAGGCCAGAGUGACGCCGCCUCCGCAGCAGCCUCGGUGCGCUUUAGCGGCGCCAGGAGAUGCGGCUUGCAUAUGUUGGUAAUGGAGAAGGAGCGACGGCGAGUGCUGGAACGCCUUGCCGAGACAUCAGCGGAGGUCUACGAAUUCGAGCUCUGCCCCCUCGUUGAUGUGGUAGGUGAGAGCGGUGACCGGGCGGCUGCGGCCCUCGUCAGUGUGGUGUCAGUGGGGGACACUGCACCAACCGCUGCUGCUGCCACGCAGAGCCAGGCAGAUCACGUGCGCUUGCAAUGGUAUAUGGAUGUGCUUUUCACUUCGUCCGUGUGGUGUGCGGGGAGAGGGAACGCAGGAAGCGGCAGUAGCAGCAGCGCUGGGCUCUUCGCCACCGAAGCGGACUCACCCGCUAUGCCGCGUUUUACACCCGACGCCGGUAGAAGUGGCGUCCGCGCCGACGCCGCAGCGAGUUUUGUGGACGGGCCAUUGCGACGCGUCGCGCGCCAUCUCGAGAGCACGUGCGAUCCGGUGCGAUGGCGCAGCGGGGCUCCGCUCGUACUCUCUUCGUUUCAUCGGUUUAUCUCGGCAAGCGCGCACCUGUGGGUGGCGCACAGUGAGGAGUCGCACGAGGGAGGUGUGCGCGAUACAUGCAGCGGCGAGGCGCUUCACGCCCCCUCUGUGGCCGCUGCCGUGGCUUCAAAGCCGUUUGCCGCCACCAGCGCGACGGCUGCCGCGCCGUUCUCCGCUGAGCAGCUUCUCUUUCCACGGGAGCGAGUGAACCGCCUUGCACUGCUGCCGAUCGCGGUGUCGUCGAAUGCGGCGUUGGCUGCUGCCGCCGCCUCUGUGGGGUCCGGCGGCACGCCGUCCGCAGCGGCUGCCAGCGCUGCCGCCCUUGUCCCGCAGACGUACUUGCGUGUGCCUCAGACGGCGUCGGAGUUAAGUCUGUACCAGACAUCGUCAUCCACUGGCGUGCUGCCCACUGAGCCGUUUCGUUUUGGAGGUGCCUCGUCUGCAGCGGUGGCUGUGGCGGCGGCCGGCGGUGGCGUCGGCGUAUCGUCACUUGUAUACCCCACCAGUGGCGGCCACGACGCCUCGCCGGGCUGGGCGCUUGGCGGCCUGGGUGAAUCGGACGUGAUAGAGGUAGGCGGGGCCACCGCCCCUGCAGGCUCGACCUCGGCGGCGGCGUCCGCAGCCAGCGCACUGUGGGGCACCACCCAACGAGGGUGGGGACAACUGUGGGGCACGGGCUGA
Leishmania braziliensis MHOM/BR/75/M2904 is the source of this 5874-nucleotide messenger RNA. RefSeq lists its product as hypothetical. The coding region runs from base 1 to 5874 and encodes 1957 amino acids. NCBI's taxonomy places the organism in Eukaryota, Euglenozoa, Kinetoplastea, Trypanosomatida, Trypanosomatidae. Gene Ontology annotation, biological process: intra-Golgi vesicle-mediated transport. The transcript has a single exon. The record is from RefSeq and is a predicted model, not a curated record. Gene Ontology annotation, cellular component: COG complex; Golgi apparatus.